Messenger RNA from Urocitellus parryii (Arctic ground squirrel), 3928 nucleotides. RefSeq names its product WD repeat domain, phosphoinositide interacting 2 (gene Wipi2). Gene Ontology annotation, molecular function: protein binding. The record is from RefSeq and is a predicted model, not a curated record. NCBI's taxonomy places the organism in Eukaryota, Metazoa, Chordata, Mammalia, Rodentia, Sciuridae.
UCCGGAGCAUAAACAAGAGCGGGGCCGGGAUGAGGCGGCGGUUGAUCCCGCAGCAGCGAGUGGCAGCGACCCAGGCGGCGAGCGGGGCCGGACGCCGACCCUGAGCGCAGCCAGACCCGUCCCCGCGCGCGCCCGCACGGGCCGCCCCGCCGCGCGCAGCCAUGAACCUGGCGAGCCAGAGCGGCGAGGCCGGCGCUGGCCAGCUGCUUUUCGCCAACUUCAACCAGGACAAUACAGCAGUGAAAGAGACAGCAAGAGCAGCUGGUCGUGAUCGCCUCUCUUUUGCUUGGUCCCUAGCUGUUGGUAGUAAGUCCGGUUAUAAAUUUUUCUCCCUUUCUUCUGUGGAUAAGCUGGAACAGAUCUAUGAAUGCACUGACACUGAAGAUGUGUGUAUCGUAGAGAGAUUGUUCUCAAGCAGCCUGGUGGCCAUCGUCAGUCUCAAGGCUCCCAGGAAGCUAAAGGUUUGCCACUUUAAGAAGGGGACCGAGAUCUGCAACUACAGCUACUCUAACACCAUCCUGGCUGUGAAGCUCAACAGGCAGAGGCUCAUCGUGUGCCUGGAAGAGUCUCUAUAUAUACACAACAUUCGGGACAUGAAGGUUCUGCACACUAUCAGGGAGACCCCCCCAAACCCUGCAGGCUUGUGUGCACUGUCAAUAAACAACGACAAUUGCUACUUGGCRUAUCCAGGGAGUGCAACCAUCGGAGAGGUUCAGGUCUUCGACACCAUUAACUUGAGAGCUGCAAAUAUGAUCCCAGCUCAUGACAGCCCUUUAGCAGCACUGGCUUUUGACGCAAGUGGAACCAAACUUGCCACGGCUUCUGAGAAGGGGACUGUGAUUAGGGUGUUUUCCAUUCCAGAGGGACAAAAACUCUUUGAGUUCCGGAGAGGAGUUAAAAGGUGUGUGAGCAUCUGCUCGUUGGCCUUCAGCAUGGAUGGCAUGUUCCUCUCUGCGUCCAGCAACACUGAGACGGUGCACAUCUUCAAACUCGAGACUGUGAAAGAAAAGCCUCCAGAGGAGCCCACCACCUGGACUGGCUACUUUGGGAAGGUGCUCAUGGCAUCCACCAGCUACCUGCCCUCUCAAGUGACAGAAAUGUUCAACCAGGGCAGAGCCUUUGCCACCGUCCGCCUGCCAUUCUGUGGCCAUAAGAACAUCUGCUCAUUAGCCACAAUUCAGAAGAUUCCUCGGUUGUUGGUGGGAGCUUCUGACGGCUACUUGUAUAUGUACAACCUGGACCCCCAGGAAGGUGGCGAGUGCGCCCUGAUGCGACAGCACAGGCUGGAUGGCAGCAUGGAGACGACCAGCGAAAUUGUAGACUCUGCCUCCCACGACUGCCCCUUAGUAACUCAGACGUAUGGCGCAGCAGCCGCAAAAGGUGCCUACGUGCCCUCGUCUCCAACAAGACUUGGUAAGGGGCAGGACGCAAACCUAGAAGGCUACUCAGACGACCUAGGUGCCGUGGGUGGAGCAUGUCUUGAGGACGAAGCCAGUGCCCUGCGCCUGGAUGAAGACAGUGAGCAUCCUCCCAUGAUUCUUCGGACUGACUGAACUUGACCUGUGAAUUCUGACCUUAGGAGCAGAGAACACAGGCUUUACAGAGGACUUUAUGCAUUGCUGCUAUGAACUUUGACCUGAAUUGAGGGAGGAUGGCAGAGAGUUUUUAAAACAAAGGGCGGGGUGGUUGUAGUGAUAGUCUAACUCCAAACUGUUGGGAAAAUACACUGUUUUCACUUCAGUGGCUUUUAAUCCUGCUUAUGAAUUUUAGCUUUUUGGUUUCUUUUUUCUUUCUUUUUUUUUUUUUUUUUUGCCAAAAUUAACUGUUUGGUGAAGCCCUCGAAAUCUCCUUGCUUUGCAUGCAUGAUGUGCCAAGCCCGGCGUAGGAGAGCUAGAAGCCACUUUAUAACAAACUGCAGUUGUCUGGUGUUUAUUGUCUGUGCAUAGCGAUGGGCGUGGCAAGCGAGGAAGGCGUGAUGUCUGCARAAUGGUUCUGGUUGUUGAGGCUGCUCCUGCCAAGACAGGUCCUAGCGCUGCCCACCUGGGGUCCACUGGGGUGCUGGCCAACAUCAGCCUUGGACAGGAAUCCUCUAGCCCUGCAGCCCCACCUAGACCAUUUCCCUCCACUUUAUUUUAUUAAUUAAAUUUUUUCCAAAUUGGAUCAUUCUGGGAUUUCCUCCAUGGUGGACUUUGUUUCUGACCUUGUUCUCUCUGUGAAUACUGGAGGAGAGAGAGGUUCUCUCUGAUGUUAAAACCUUCCUUCCUGACAGCAGGUGGACCUGACAGCAUGCCUGGGCUGCCUGGAGCCACGGGAAGUGAGUUCAGAUGUGUCAUUAAAUUCUCUCUUCUCCUCCUUUACUCCUGUCAAAUAACUGUGACUUUUUUUUUUUUUUAAAGGAGAGUUUGUAGCUGCUCAUGCCCAAGAAAGCACAAACAUAAAAUGCAGUGGGUAUCUGGUUGUCCUUGUAUUUGGGCUUCAUUGUUAGAGGGGUCUUCCCCUCAAAGAAGUGCGUUAGAGGCAGGAGGCGGUGGCUGUGGACACUCCUUGCCCAGGAUGACGUGUGCCUUUUCUGUUUCAGUCCUUCACAGCAGUCGUUCAGCAGAGUGGUAAGAGGCUGUGGUCACGAGCUGCAGCAUUUGCCUAGCCUCCCUUUUCAUUUUUACAGAAUUAAAACAACCUCAGAUACCUCAAACUCUGCAUUCCAAACAGAGGCCCAGAGCAGUUAAAAUUUUGAAGGCACUUAAGUGGAGUCGGCAGCACGGAAUAUGGUUUUAGGGCCUGUGGAGUGAGGUGCAUUAAGGAUGUAGGUAAAAGCACAGAAAUACUGCAUCACUAGCCUAUGGAGCUGCCCAGGUCUUAGGACAGCAGGGACCAGAGGCACCAUCUCAAGGCGGUCRAGCCAUGGUGGUGCUAGGUGAACAACGUGGCAGGAACUGCCAGCCACGUUGACCCACUCAAGGCAAGCACCCCUGGUGUUCCUGGAGCUGUUUACAGAGUGGGUAGCUGGGAGGCAAAAUCCUAAAUGCCAGUGGCCCGGAGCCAGUUCUGGCUGCAGCAGAAAUCUCUGGGGGAGCUGGUUGGUCAGUCACACAGAGUGUGAUUUUAUUAAGAGGUGAGAGUUGGGCAUGUGGUGAACUUUUCCUUAAAAUCCUUGCCUGUCUAUCCUGGACCCUUGACAAAAUGGGAUUCCCAGCUGUGCAGCCUGGUGUCAUGAGUGCGUGUCAGCACCUGACAGGCCGCUGCUUAGCCAGGAGAACAAGAAGGGCCUUAGCAGGACAGGCUUUCCCUGCACCCAGUCUCGUGGUCACCURGAGGGUUUCUCAAGGUCUCUCCAGGACAAGCCAUUGGUUCUGUCCUUUAGAGGCAGGGUGAGUGCUCAUGGGAAGAGAUUGUCAAAGGUGUGUAGGAUUGAUUUGGAAACCUAAGCUGGGUUUCCUGGAACCAAAAAGAACUGCCUUUUGGGCUCUAUGUCACCAUUAUUUGGUGCCUGCUGUUGACUUUUAUGCUCGUAGGGAUUGGGGACCUGCAGUCUGCUUUACCUGGUUUCUUUCACCUUUCUUUGGGAUUGGUAGUCCUAGGAGAGGCUGGGAAUGGACUUCCGUCUCGGCCUCAGUUGGCUCCACUGUUCUGGGACCCCCCACCCCCACCAGGGCUGGCAGGUGCUUUUCCUCCCAGAGCACAGAACGCAUUGCCUGUCUGGGUUGGAUCUGGCCUGUGCACCCCAGAGAGGGAGGACAGGGAUUCUCCAGAACAAAAAGGAUUCACAUCUUCUGCUGACUGCUGGGAGAGACUUGUCCGCUCUCUGAUUUUCCUUUGCCUCAUUUCCAUGAGCCCCUUUUUCUCCAUCAUGAAACGAAGUCCCCAAGUCUCUGUAGGCCUUGGGUCUGAUAGAAAGGGUGGGGAGAGGAGGAAAUGGGAGUGAGGAGGU